Messenger RNA from Aegilops tauschii subsp. strangulata, 2278 nucleotides. Its product is annotated as disease resistance protein RGA5-like. The record is from RefSeq and is a predicted model, not a curated record. Gene Ontology annotation, molecular function: ADP binding. NCBI's taxonomy places the organism in Eukaryota, Viridiplantae, Streptophyta, Magnoliopsida, Poales, Poaceae.
CGGUUGACUAGCUACAGUCCUCGGUUCAUCGCCCUCAAAUCACUACGCUAGCUGCUACUUCUCGCGCCGUCUUCCUUGCCCAGCGACGACCCCCUCUUCCACCUCCCGCUGCACCACCCCGUACUCGUUGUCCAGCUCCGCUGCAGCUCAGCUCCGGCCAAAUCACUAAUCCUACUUGGCCAGCGACGAUCGCCUCCUCCACCUUCCGCCGCACCUAGUCCACCUCCGGCCGCGGUUCUAGCGCAGCAACCCACCCUCUCCCGAGUCCCGACAAUCUCUUGAGUUACGCCUCUUGGUUGACUAGCUCCAGUCCUCGGUUCCUUGCCCCCAAAUCACUACACUGCUACUCCUCCUAGGCCAGCGACGACCGCCUCCUCCCCAUCCUGCCGCACCACCCAGUAGACCGUAGUCCACCACCCGCCGUGGAUCCACCGCAGCAACCCACCCAAUCCCGACCACCUCUUGAGUAACCCCUCACCCGUUCGACUUCGCCGGCGCACCACUGCACCGCGUGGAUCGCAUCGAGAUGUCACUGUCAGUGAGCGUGACGAUGGGGGUGAUGAGGCCCCUUCUCGGCAAGCUCGCCGCGCUGGCGGGCGGCGAGUACAGUAAGCUCAAAGGGGUGAAGAAGCAGGCGUCCUUCCUCGAGAAGGAGCUCAGCGCCAUGAACGCCGCCCUCGAGAAGAUGGAGCUCAUGGACGAGCUUGAUCCGGUGGCCAGGGACUGGAGGGACCACGUCCGGGAAAUGUCGUACGACAUGGAGAACUGCAUAGAUGACUUCGUGCAUCAGUUUGGAGGUGGUAAUGCAAAGCUAGGAUUCAUGAAGAAGACUGCUCGAAGCCUCAAGAUGUUGGGACAGCGCCACCGGAUCGCUGACCGGAUGGAGGAGCUCAAGACUCUUGCAUUAGAGGCAAAUGAACGUCGCAUCAGGUACAAGAUCGAUGAAUUCAAUCCUAAUUCUAGCUCUGUGGCUAUUGAUCCUCGGAUGUCGGCAAUAUACACCAAGGCUGCUGAUCUUGUGGGUACAGAUGGUCCAAAGAAGGAGCUUGUUAAUUUGUUGACAAGUACAGCAGAAAAGGAGCUCAAGGUGGUGUCAAUUGUGGGAUUUGGAGGACUAGGUAAAACGACACUUGCCAAACAGGUGUACGAUGAGAUCAGAGGGCAGUUUGACCAUACAGCUUUUGUUUCCGUAUCCCAAAAACCUAACAUGACAGGGCUUCUCUAUCGUAUACAACUAAAACUUGGCAUGAAUCGGUCUUCUCGUGUUUGUGAGGUGGAAGACAUCACUGAUGAUCUUCGAAAUUAUCUCACACACAAGAGAUACCUUAUUAUAGUUGAUGACUUGUGGGACCAGUCAGCAUGGAAUACUAUAAGCCGCGCCUUUCCAGAAAGUGCUAAUGGGAGUAGAGUAAUAAUAACCACACGAGUAGAAAGUGUGGCUUCUGCGGCAUGUUGCAGUCGCCCCGAGUUCAUUUACAGAAUGAAGCCCCUCAACAAGCAAGACUCAAAAAAAUUGUUUUUUGGUAGAGUAUAUGGGUCUGAAGAUGACCAUCAAUUUGAAGAAAUUACAGCUGAAAUUCUGAAGAAGUGUGGGGAACUUCCACUUGCAAUCAUUACUAUAGCUAGCCUAUUAGCUAGUCGUCCUGAAAAGUUAAGGGAUGAGUGGGAGAGCAUCAGGAAUUCUCUUGGAACCCAUUUUGCUGUAAACCCCACAGUGGAAGGGGUGAAGAAUAUAUUAAACCUUAGCUACAUCCAUCUUCCCCUUCAUCUCCGGGCAUGUUUUCUUCACCUUGGUUUAUAUCCAGAAGACCGCGAGAUUGAGAGGGAUGAUUUGGUUCGACAAUGGUUGGCUGAAGGACUUGUCAGUAAAUUGCAUGGGCAAGACUCUGAGGUUGUUGCCAAGAGCUAUUUUAAUGAUCUUAUCAACAGAAGCUUGAUUCAGCCUGGAUGUAAUAAGGAUGGCGAGUUGGUAUCGUGCAGAGUACAUGAUAUGAUGCUCGAUUUGAUCCUAAGCAAGUGUGAAGAGCAUAAUUUUCUGAGAGUUGAAUGCAGUCCUGAAGAGAUGGCAAGAGAUCAUGGACGAAAAUACAAGGUCCGUCGUAUAUCCAUGAACCUCGGUAAUGGUGGUGUAGCAGAUGAGGCAACAUCAAGGAUCAUCCCUUCUAGCGUAUCACAAGUUCGAUCACUUGCACUUUUCGGGGAAUCCAAGUACAUGCCCCCUCUUUUGCAUUUUAAGCAUCUCAAGGUGUUUCUCUUUAAAAGUUUAGGCGGCGAAUAA